AACCGAGUGAAGUGGAUUAACUAGCUACACUCGUCAUUGCUGAUGAAACUUCAACUAAAAGGAGAGGAAAACAUCAACAAAAUGGUGGCAAACGGAGUUUCUAGAGGGCGACCAGGUCGCACACCACAAUUCCUAACUCUAGGCCUGUUAGUGGUCAUCUGUAUUUUAGCUUUUAAUUACUGGAAUGUGUCGUCACGAAGCCGGCUUUUGCAGCGACAAGUGCAAGAAAUGACAGCGACCCUCGAAGAGUUGGCUAUGAAAAAGGUUCAUCUAGAGAAGAGAAGCGAGGCACUCCAAAGUCAGAUAGGUGAUGCCAAUAAAGUGAAUACUCUUCUAAAGACAGAAAAAGAACAAUGCACCAAAGAAAAGGAGGAAAUCAAAAUUUUAAAAGAUGAGGUUGAUUCUCAAUCAGAAUCAUUGCGGAAAGACAAAGACCUUGCAGUAUCAUCAUUGGCACAAUUCAGGAUAAAUGCAUCUAAGACAGUUGAGUUGCUCAUGGACAUGAAAACUAAAUAUGGAGCGCUAAGAACGGAGCACGAGCAGAUCCAGGAGGCAUCACGGAGAGACGGAGAGGACAAAGAGCAAGCCAUCCAGGCCAUCCAGCAGGACGCCACCAUGCGGGUCCAGCGGUGUGAAACGCAGAAGCAGGAGCUCAGUCAGGCCAUGAGCAGCAUCCGCAACGAGAUGUUUGUCCUCCAGCAGGCCAAUAAAGCCUGUGGGGCUCCUCAAGGACAGAGGGUGAGUGCUCAGGGCAACGUGUCCGAAGCAGGGGCUGGAGAGCAACAAGUGGUUCCAGCAAAUGAACAGGGGACUUUCAAUCAACAACAGCAACUUCUACAACAACAACAGCAGCAACAGCAACAACAACAGCAACAGCAGUUACAAAAUCAACAACAAGUACUACUACAACAGAAUGGUCUAAAUGCUCAACAACUCGCUUGGAUGCAGAAAAAACAACAAUAUAUUCAGCAGCAACAAAUCCCCCAGCAACCACAACAACCAGAUCAACCAGACCAACCACAACAGAAACAUAUGCUCUAUGAGCAACAAUACCAGCAAGAACAGAUUGAAGAACAAGAAAAAGAAGAGCAAAGACAAGAAGGUGAACAACAAGUGGAACAGCCAGAUCAAGCAGAUCCAGGCCCAGUUCAGAUGGAGGCCAACCCUGAGACGAAGAAAGACGAGGGCCAACAGCAGCAGCAGAUGUUCCUCAACCGAGAGCAGCAGCAGCCAGGAGAGAAGCAGGAACAGGUCCCGGGCCAGGUGGUACCAGACCAGGGCCAGGUCGACAGAGAAACCAACAAUAUCGAAGUAGACCAAGGUCACCAAGGAAACCAAGAGGUCAACGCAGAGGACCCUCGAGGGCAGCACAAUGAAGAAGACGACGAUAGUCAGUUGAGUGACGUGGAGAAGGAGGAGGUACAACAGUUUGACCAAGGACAAGUACAAGCUCCUCAGCCCGUAGGUGGCGUAGGAGAAGAAGACGAAGCCGGAGAGAGUAGCUUAUCCGAAGUUGGAAAGUUAGAAGAAGGGGAGAAUGUGAAAGGAGAGAUCGUACUCCAGGAGGAGGAUGAUGACGAAGAUGACGAUGACAGGUUGGAGGUCGGCGACAUCGACCCUGGACAGCAAGACGAUGAUGAACAAGAACUGGCAUCCCAUCCAUCUUACAGUGACUAUUCUGAAGAGGAGGAAUCUUCUGUCGACGAUGAGAACUACGGGGGUGAAGCAGAGGAACCCGAAGAUGACGACGGGGAAGAGGAUGUAGGUGGAGGAGCCGUUCCCAUGGAUGACCAGGGAAAUGAGAUUGUACUGGCUGCGGACUUUGACGACAACGGAGAGGUGCAGGAAAGAAUGGACUAUGAUCAGGAGGAGAACCAAGCAGAACAGGAACAUCAUGUUGAUUUCGACAAUGACCAGGAAAUGGACAAUGACUACGGCCAGGCUGACCAGGAAAGGGACGAUGACUACAGACAGGAUGAGCAGGAAAUGGACAAUGACUACGACCAGGCUGACCAAGAAAGGGACGAUGACUACAGACAGGCUGACCAAGAAAGGGACAAUGACUAUGGCCAAACUGACCAAGAAAGGGACGAUGACUAUGGCCAAAAUGAAGGGAGUUUUCAUGAUAGUGAGGAUGAUGGUGAAGAGAAUCCUGAGACCUUGCGUGAUGAGAACAACAGGGAAAACCUUGAGGAUAUCCAACAGGAAGGGUUUGGAAGAUACGUGUAAAACAAAGGAAUCCAGGUUGAUCCAAAUGCACAAGAUCAGGAGGGGGUUAGAGUGCAAAACCAUGGACUUAAAAGAUGAGGACAGAAUGCAGCAGGAAAUUCGUGACAGGAUAGAAGAGGAAGCCCAAUAU
Strongylocentrotus purpuratus (purple sea urchin) is the source of this 2359-nucleotide messenger RNA. RefSeq lists its product as uncharacterized. The record is from RefSeq and is a predicted model, not a curated record. NCBI's taxonomy places the organism in Eukaryota, Metazoa, Echinodermata, Echinoidea, Camarodonta, Strongylocentrotidae. The coding region runs from base 43 to 2229 and encodes 728 amino acids. The transcript is spliced from 14 exons.